Messenger RNA from Peromyscus maniculatus bairdii (prairie deer mouse), 2429 nucleotides. RefSeq names its product CD247 molecule (gene Cd247). The record is from RefSeq and is a predicted model, not a curated record. Gene Ontology annotation, cellular component: membrane; alpha-beta T cell receptor complex. Lineage: Eukaryota; Metazoa; Chordata; Mammalia; Rodentia; Cricetidae. Gene Ontology annotation, molecular function: transmembrane signaling receptor activity. Gene Ontology annotation, biological process: T cell receptor signaling pathway.
AUAUACCUCUCACAGCUCUUAGUUCUGCUUAUUUCUCAGUUUUAAUUUUUAUUUUGUUUUGAGGCAGUCUUACUAAAUAGCACAAGUUGGACUUGUAUUAUUAGUCCAGUCUGACCUCAAACUCACAAUCCUCCUGCCUCAGCCACCUGAGUGCUAAGAUUUACAGGCAUGUACACUAUACCUAACUUUUAAUCUUUUUUCUUAUUGUAAAUGACUCCAAGGAUGAAAUGCAUUAGACCUAGGUUUGGUGGCACAUGCCUGUAAUCCAGACAACUGGGAAGCUGAGGCAGGAGGAUCGAGUUCAAGACCAGCCUGGACUGAACAGUGAAAUCCUGUCUAGGGGGAAAAAGAAUUUUGAAAACGAAGUGAGCUACAGUAUUUCACGCUAUUUAUGGCCUGAAAUGAAGCCAAGUUCAGAACUAUACCUCCAAUGAUCCCUUUUCUUUGCCCUUUAGAUUAAGAAGCCUGAAGUCUGGAGAUGCUGAAUGCUUCAGGCAAGGUCACAAGGCGACCAGGGAAGUGGCGAUCUCCACAUUUAGCCACCCUGUCACUCCUCCGGCCUCCACAAGGGCCAGUGUUCUUACGUGCACUGGGAACUUAGAUAUGCCCAGGGUCCGACUUCAGCAAUCGGGAGUCAGGCACAAAUGAGUCAGGAAUCAGAAGAAAAUAAAGUACGUAAAAAGCACAGUCAAAUAGAAGAAAAAGCAAAUUCAGACGGAUACACAUUCUUACACCCUAAACCCCCAAACCUCCAGAGCUUCCUGCCUGUGAACCGAGAGGGGGAGUGUGAGCGUGUCUUGGCGUAGCUGGCAGGUGCUGUCUCAAAGGCCCACGGUCCUCCACUUCCUGGGGUGGCAGCCACAGAGCAAAGCCUACAGAGACUCCUUCCACACCUCCCUCUCUCCCAUCCUCCCAGGCUCAGCUGCCUCUGGGCACCAUCCCGGGGCGGUAGAAGAUGAAGUGGAAGGUGGCUGUUCUCGCUGGCGUCAUCCUUCAGGCGCAGGUCCCAGGAGCAGAGGCACAGAGCUUUGGUCUGCUGGAUCCCAAACUCUGCUACCUGCUAGACGGAAUACUCUUCAUCUACGGGGUCAUCGUCACAGCCCUGUACCUGAGGGCAAAGUUCAGCGGGACUGUGGAUGCUGCCGCCUACCAGCAGGGCUCCAACCAGCUCUACAACGAGCUCAAUCUAGGACGAAGAGAGGAAUAUGAUGUUUUGAACAAGAAGUUGGCUCGGGACCCUGAGAUGGGGGCCAAACAGCAGAGGAGGAGGAACCCCCAGGAAGGCGUGUACAACGCGCUGCAGAAAGACAAGAUGGCGGAGGCCUACAGCGAGAUUGGAAUGAAAGGCGAGAGGCGGAGAGGCAAGGGACACGAUGGCCUUUACCAGGGGCUCAGCGCUGCCACCAAGGACACCUAUGACGCCCUUCACAUGCAGACCCUGCCCCCUCGCUAACAGUCAGCGAACUUCCCACUCAUCGGCCUGACCUGAUGAUGUUGAUUGUGAAGGACAACGCAUUUCCAACUCAGUCCAUUCAUUUCACAGCCACCAUUUGAUGAAGAGGAUGCUUCCAGCCAUCACAUCUGUCUUCUCCAAUUCCAAAGUACCGUCCACAGAAUGUCAUCCCUGGAUGCUUAAAAGGGAGAGCCCCCCACUCACUCUCAUAGCCCAGCCUGGUUCUCUGGUCUUAUGGCACGCCCUUGUCACAGCAGAGCCAAGCCCUAGCCAGGGGGUCGGGGGUGGGGGCACUAACACACCUCCUGUCACGGCUGAGUUCAGUUUGCUCUGUAAAAGCCCCAGAGAAGGCCUGGGUACCGUUUGGAUUGUUCCACUGGUGUGGACUUGCUUUGCUCCUGCUGUAAAUUUGGCUUCUGCUGUCAUCCUUCCCACUGCCAAGAUAACCUGUAAUUAGGCCACACGGUGAAAGGCAGAGAGGGAGGGAGCCUAGGCAAGUGUCUGCCAGAACUGGCUGAAGGAAGGGAAGCGACAUGCCCGGAAGGUCCCCAGCACAGGUACAAGGGACCUCCUCCCACCAAGCAUUCUCUCUGCAUCUCCCAACCACUGUGCCAGGCACUCAGGAAUGGAAAGGUGCCUUCCCUUCAUGGCGAACACACAUGACUUGUGCCCAAACUGGCAGAGAAACAGGCUAUGUCAUGACAAUGAACUAAGCCCAGGGGGUGAGUGAAAAGGGAGUCCCGCCUUCUCCCAGGAACUUGGUCCAUUCCUUCUUGAAUGGCGAGAAGACCAAGACCACCCAGGUCUGCAGCGCUCACACAGCAGUGACAUUGAGAAUCAGUCAGCGGACUGCAAGCUCACGGUAUAAAGUGCCUGUGACCAUGGAUGGGGGACCCUCUGAUCUCCAGGGUUUUAAUUUAUACUGGCUUGCUAAAUAAAGCCUCACUGCUUUGCAUAAUAAAUGCUUUGCUAAAAA